Messenger RNA from Cercospora beticola, 1053 nucleotides. RefSeq names its product zinc-binding dehydrogenase. NCBI's taxonomy places the organism in Eukaryota, Fungi, Ascomycota, Dothideomycetes, Mycosphaerellales, Mycosphaerellaceae. Gene Ontology annotation, molecular function: oxidoreductase activity; zinc ion binding. The record is from RefSeq and is a predicted model, not a curated record.
AUGGCUGGCCUACCGACCACAAUGUUUGCUUGGCGUAAGCACCAAGGCAAUGAAACACCACAAUAUGACGAGGUACCCGUCCCGGAGGCUCCGGCGACUGGCUUUCUUUGCAAGAUGUUAGCUUCAGGAGUCUGUCAUAGCGAUCAAGCAAUGCUCAAAGAUACCAAUCCUCGACCAUGGUUCCAAGAUCAGUACAUACUUGGCCAUGAAGGAUGCGGGCAGAUUAUCGAGAUCGGGAAAGAUGUGACUGACAAGCGUUUCAAAGGCGAUGUCAUUGCCAUGUUCGCUGUUCCCGGUUGCGGACAAGAAGACUGUACUGAAUGCUCACGCGGGACACCACAAUUGUGUCUACGUGGUCAUCACUCUGGUAUUGGUCAAGAUGGCUUCUUUGCACCAUAUGCCACAAUCGAUCAGCGUGGUGCUGUGCUAGUGCCACAAGGCGUCAGCCCACUGCAAGCCGCAGUCGCAACAGAUGCAGUUGCCACCGCAUAUCAUGCUGUUCAUCGACGUGCAGAGGUCAAGCCUCACGAUACCGUCCUACUAUUCGGUCUCGGUGGGCUCGGCUUCAAUGGCUUGCAGGUAUUGAAGACCACUGGUGCUCGAAUCAUUGUCUCCGAGGUCCGACAAGAGCGAUUAGAUGCUGCUAUAAAGCUGGGCAUUCCUGAACAUGACAUUGUGCCAAUCGGUACGUCGGUACAAGACUUUGUCAAGCAGAAUGGCCUGGAAGAAACGAUCGACACAACUAUUGACUUUGUGGGCUUGAAGCAGACGUUUGAAGAUGCACAGCAAGUUGUCCGGCGAGCUGGGAAGAUGGUCUGCAUUGGAACACUUUCUCCAGAAAACACGAUCAGCAUGAAAGUGGGUGUACGCAAACGCUUGAGCAUUCUGUUCUCGUAUGGUGCUCAAGUUGGAGACCUCGAGGAAGUGCUUCAAUUGAUAGCGCAAGAUGCGAUACAACCAGAUGUUGAGCAAGGUAAACUUGAAGACUUUCCGCAGUGGUUGCAGAAGCUUUGUGAUGGGAAGAUAGCUGGCAGAGUCGCGCUCUGUGCAUGA